AUGGCACCGAAGGCAGAGAAGAAGCCCGCCGAGAAGAAGCCGGCGGAGGAGAAGAAGUCGGUGGUGGCCGAGAAGGCGCCCGCGGCGGAGAAGAAGCCGAAGGCCGGCAAGAAGCUGCCGAAGGACGCCGCCGCCGGCGGAGACAAGAAGAAGAAGAAGGCGAGGAAGAAUGUGGAGACAUACAAAAUCUACAUCUUCAAGGUCCUGAAGCAGGUCCAUCCCGACAUCGGGAUCUCGAGCAAGGCGAUGGGGAUCAUGAACAGCUUCAUCAACGACAUCUUCGAGAAGCUCGCCCAGGAAUCCUCCAAAUUGGCGAGGUACAACAAGAAGCCUACGAUCACAUCUAGGGAAAUCCAGACGGCCGUCAGAUUGGUGCUUCCCGGCGAGCUCGCCAAGCACGCUGUCUCUGAGGGGACCAAGGCCGUUACCAAAUUCACUAGCUCUUAGGUUCUUUUCGGCUUUUCUAGUUUGUGUAGUGGAUAGUUGCUUUUUUGAUUUUCUAGGGUUUAGGAAUUUUCCUAAUUUUAAUGAAUGAAUGAAUUAGUUUUCUCA
Messenger RNA from Salvia miltiorrhiza (redroot sage), 552 nucleotides. Its product is annotated as histone H2B.7. Gene Ontology annotation, biological process: nucleosome assembly. The transcript has a single exon. Gene Ontology annotation, molecular function: DNA binding; structural constituent of chromatin; protein heterodimerization activity. The coding region runs from base 1 to 447 and encodes 148 amino acids. Lineage: Eukaryota; Viridiplantae; Streptophyta; Magnoliopsida; Lamiales; Lamiaceae. Gene Ontology annotation, cellular component: nucleosome. The record is from RefSeq and is a predicted model, not a curated record.